Messenger RNA from Lucilia cuprina (Australian sheep blowfly), 2004 nucleotides. It is a transcript of the gene Gyg, whose product is annotated as glycogenin-1. Gene Ontology annotation, molecular function: glycosyltransferase activity. Bases 241 to 1962 code for a protein of 573 amino acids. Gene Ontology annotation, cellular component: cytoplasm. The record is from RefSeq and is a predicted model, not a curated record. The transcript has 5 exons. Lineage: Eukaryota; Metazoa; Arthropoda; Insecta; Diptera; Calliphoridae.
UCAGUUACUCGCCGCUGCUGUACGAAACAACAGCAUUUCUCUCCUACUAAACAGCUAAAGAAUUUAAAAAAAAUAACAAAAACUCAACGGGUCGUUAAAUUUAUUGGAAAAAAAUUCAAAUUUACCGUCUUAUUAAAUAAAAUAAUUUAAAAAAAAAUAAAAAAAAUCCUUAAGAGAUUUUUUUAAAAAAGUGAAUUUUUUUUAAGUGUUAUAAAAUUUUACAAUAAAAAAACAAACAAAAUGAGCAAUUUCGCUUGGGUAACUUUAACCACAAAUGAUACAUAUUCCUUGGGUGCCUUAGUAUUGGCUCACUCUCUAAGACGGGCCGGUACAAAACAUCAAUUGGCCGUUUUGGUCACACCCGGUGUGUCAGAAUCCAUGCGCGGCAAACUGAGAGAUGUUUACAAUCUUGUGCAAGAAGUUAAUGUUAUGGAUUCACAAGAUUCUGCCAAUUUGGCUUUACUAUCCAGACCCGAAUUGGGUAUAACCUUUACGAAAUUACACUGUUGGCGUUUAGUACAAUUUGAGAAAUGCGUUUUCUUGGAUUCGGACACUUUGGUUUUACAAAAUUGUGAUGAACUUUUUGAACGUGAAGAAUUCUCUGCCGCUCCCGAUGUCAGCUGGCCCGAUUGUUUCAAUUCAGGCGUUUUCGUUUAUAAGCCCAGUCAGGAUACCUUCGAUAAAAUCGUUGAAUUCGCCUUGAAAAAUGGCAGUUUUGAUGGUGGUGAUCAGGGUCUAUUGAAUCAAUAUUUUGCCGAUUGGGCUACCAGUGAUUUGAAGAAACGUUUGCCCUUCUUAUACAAUGUUACAGCUUAUGCUUCGUAUUGUUAUUUGCCCGCCUUUAAACAAUUCAGAGAUAAGAUUAAGAUUUUGCAUUUCGCUGGCAAAAUGAAACCCUGGUUGAUACAAUUCAAUUCACAAAGUAAAAUGCCCUGUGUACCCUCGGAUUAUUCGCAUGCUGCUGAUUUAAUACAACUCUGGUGGAAUAUCUUCUUCGAUAAUGUUCAUCAAAAUUUAACUGACAAUAUGAGAUAUUCAUUACCCAAUCUAAUGCCAUGGAAAAGUAACUAUGACAAUAUGGCCUUUGAACUAAAACGUUACUAUGAUCAACAACAACAACAUCAGCAACACCAAAAUGACACAAAUUUGCAAUAUAAUUUACAAUACCAACAUUAUCAGGAACAUUAUACUAAUAAUAAAAUCGAAUUUCAUGAUCCUUGGGAAGAUUACUAUAGCAAACAGGAAGCAAAUGAGGAAAUACAAACAAAUAGUGACGGCUAUACACAAGGUAAUGCUGAAAAUGGCAAUGUAUAUGGAGAAUGGCAAAGCAAAGAAAAUCAAAUGGAACAGGAUUAUCGCCACCAACAUCAAGAACAUCAUUAUGAUCAUUACCAACAACAAGUUGUAGAUGAAAGCAAUAAAAAUUUUGAAAUAGAACCCGUUAUAUCUGUAGAUUUUGAGAGACAGAAUGUGGCUAUAGAGGAAACUGCAACUAGCAGAGAGAGUUGUGAAUGUGAAGCGAUAGCUAUCACAAAUAGAGAUGAUAGAGAAAACGAUAACACCGAACAAGAUAGAAUAAAUGCUACAACAGUCACCCUAAACAAUAGUCAGUUGAGUAGUAUUAAAACUGAUUCAAUUUCACCCGAUAAUACUACCAGAUGUAGUAGUAUUGAAAGCUAUAGUCUACAAGAAUCGAACGAUAUCUCUUCGUCUAGUGCUGAUAAUACAGUUUACGAACAAAAAGAUGAAAAAGUAGAAGAGGCUGGUUUGGCUGGUGCCUUGUCACAUUUGCGUUUGGGUGAACCACGCACUCCCGAACAGGAUGCCUACGAACAAUUGAUGCGUCGCCAAUGCUGGGAAUCGGGACAAGUUGACUAUUCCGGUCGUGAUGCAUUUGACAACAUCUGGAAAAAGAUAACAAAAACUUUAGAAUCAAAACCAGAUAAUACGGGUAGCUCUUAAAAAAUAGCAAAACAAAUUUUAAUAUCACAACAACAACAACAA